AGUCAUUCUCAGGAAGAGCCCAUGGCUGCAGAAGGACAGGAGGUUCUGGCAGACUGCAACCUGAGCAAAUCCCAGGAAAUGGAAAGUAUGGAUAACAUGGAAGAUCUGAAGGAACACAACCAGUCUGGCGAAGAAGCAGGAGAUGAUGUGAUUAAAGUGAAAGGAGAAUAUGGUGAAAGAGAGGAGGCUGCUUUGAGCUCAGAGCCAAUGGAGAACCCGGAAGAAUCCGAAAUGUCUUACGUGUAUCCCAGAGAAUACGAGUAUGAAAGCAUCAAACUGGAAAGACAUUCUGGUUCCUAUGACACCACCAGGCCAGCCAGUGGGAAAAUGAACUGUGACAUCUGUGGAUUAGCCUGCAUUAGCCUCAAUGUCUUGAUGGUUCAUAAACGUAGCCACACUGUGGAGAAACCAUACAAAUGUGAGUUCUGUGGAAGGAGCUACAAGCAGAGGAGCUCGCUGGAGGAGCACAAGGAGCGGUGCCGGACCUGCCUGCAGGGCCCUGGGCUGUGCGAGGCUGCCAGCGUGGAGGCAAAGCACAGCAAGGCAGAGAUGGGGAGUGAAAGAGCCCUUGUGCUGGACAGGCUAGCAAGCAACGUGGCAAAGCGAAAAAGCUCAAUGCCCCAGAAAUUUAUUGGUGAGAAGCGACACAAUUUUGAUGUGAGUUACAACUCAAGUUUCAUGUACGAGAAGGAAAGCGAGCUCAUGCAGGGCCGGAUGAUGGACCAGGCCAUCAACAACGCCAUCACCUACCUUGGGGCAGAGGCCCUGCGCCCUCUGGUGCAGACGCCACCGGCUCCCACCUCCGAGAUGGUCCCGGUGAUCAGCAGCCUCUACCCCAUCGCCCUGACCCGCCCCGACCUGCCCAACGGCAACGCGCAGGACGCCGAGAAGAGCCAUGCCCACCUCAGGGACAAAAGCCUGUCUUCUGACAGAGGCCUUUCCCCAAACAACAGCGGCCAAGACUCCACAGACACUGACAGCAACCACGAGGAGCGGCAGAAUCCCACCUUCCAGCCAAGCCAGAUGAUCCCCGCCCAGCCCCGCAACGGCCUCCAGUCCCUGAAGGAUUUCCCCAGGCCUUACGACAUCCUCAAGCCCCCCGCCCUCUGCCCCCGCGACGCCUUCAAGGUCCUCAACAAGGAAGGGGAGGCCAUCGGGGUCUACCGCUGCGACCACUGCCGGGUCCUCUUCCUGGAUUACGUGAUGUUCACCAUCCACAUGGGCUGCCACGGCUUCCGCGACCCCUUCGAGUGCAACGUCUGCGGGUACCGCGGCCACGACCGCUACGAGUUCUCCUCGCACAUUGCGCGCGGGGAGCACCGGGUGCUGCUCAAGUAG
Molecule: messenger RNA, 1338 nt
Organism: Apus apus (common swift)
Lineage: Eukaryota; Metazoa; Chordata; Aves; Apodiformes; Apodidae
Gene: IKZF3
Product: IKAROS family zinc finger 3
Exons: 6
Coding region: 22-1338 (438 amino acids)
Biological process (GO): regulation of transcription by RNA polymerase II
Molecular function (GO): DNA-binding transcription factor activity; RNA polymerase II cis-regulatory region sequence-specific DNA binding
Source: RefSeq, a predicted model, not a curated record